GUCCAUGUGUCCCCGUCGUGAGAGGAUUAAAGUUGCCAGCAGUCUAUAUUUGCCGAGGACGGGAACCAAUACAAGGUCUCGCUGUGUCGCUGGAGCGGAGUAUUAUUAGCAGUUCAGACAGUGCAACUGUCUCUCUGUGGUCAUGCACUGCAGCUAUAAAAGAAUCCUGUUUCACACGUCAAGAGUAAACACUAAGGGAGAACCUGUUUAAAGAUAAAAAACACUGUGCUGGGGAAGAAGAUAAACGAUCAUCAGGCUCUCAUGCUGGCUGCCAGAAACCCUCCCUUCCACGCCCCCAGCCAUGCCUGCUACGGCCAAACCCAUCAGGAGGCAGACACCCGCUCAGAGGAAAAACGCCCGGAGAGUGGUCAGCGCCAAGCGGCAAACGUGUAACUCCAACAAACCCCGAGGAAGAGCAACAGCGAGGCCCCAGAAAACACCCAAAGAAGAACCCAAAAGGUCAGGCACCAGGGCCAGGACGCACUCCAGUCAGAGCCCGCGGGGCAGGGAAUUCAGUAAGCCUGUGGAUCCGGGUCCUGGGAGGUCCCCAGCCAGGGGCAAAGCUGCUGUCAAUGCAGCAGGGUCUCCAAGACGUCGACGACCCAGCACCUUGUCCGACGCCUGCGCAGAGUUAGAAGAGCAUCCAGGGCGAAGGAAGUCGCCCCGGGGCACGAGCCUGUCCGCCGCUCCCCGCCAGCCUUUUGAAGCCCGCAGUCGAGGGAAAACCAGCAUCAAGAGACGGGAAGCAUCGCAGCCCCGGAACACCAGGAACCGGCCCUCCACCGGCACCCACGACUCAGCCGCCAAAGACGAGGGGAGCGGGGAGAGAGAAGAGAAACCGGACCCCUGCAACGCUGAGGAAACCCCUCCGGUCUCUCUAAAAACUGGAAUCGGAGAUCGUAGUGCGGCAGUGACCAACGCUAAAGAGGACAGGCCUCUUAAAGCAGACUUACCACCGUGCAACAACACACUGGAAGACUGUGGGCACCACGGCUGUGACAGCAUUUCACGCCUGCGAGAUGAACAGACCGGAAGCCAUGACGGUGAAGGGGAUGUAACGGGUGGGAGCGGGACCCCUGGUUGUGAGGACGCGUACAGACAGGCAAAACUCUCCAAUGAGCCGCCUCCUCCUCCCGGCUGCGGCCCAACAGGGGUGCAGGGCAGCGUGGAGGGAAGGGCAGCUUCAUCCAUCCUCACACGUGAGCUCGAUCAUGGCAAGGAGGACGACGCGUUGGAAUCCAAAGAGAACAGAACGGGUGGAAGUGCGAUGGUUGUUACUGGGAAAAAGGAGGAGAAAGAAAUGGCUGAACAGCGGCGUGGCUGUGGGGGCGAAGAGGAAAAACAAAAGGAGAGCAGUGUCUCCAUCGCUUCUGCUGACGCUCGCUGCACCUCAGCCUCUGACAAGGAAGUGACGGCACAGUCGCGCUCACCUGUACAGGUGCUACCGCUCUCCAACGCAGCUACCUCAAAUCCCACCAAAGCCACCUCCACGUCACAGUCCCAAUUAGAGGUUCUGAGGCAGGGCCCGGCGGACAUGCAACCUGCAAUUUAUGGUGCUAAACUACAAAUCCCAGGGUCCUCAGCCGUCCCCGACGCAGCCCUAAAGUCAGAGACGGUGCUGGUGAAAAGAAAUACGCCGGUUAUUGUUCACAGUGACUCCCUCAAACCCAGGAUCUUGAGGGAUUCAGACAAGGGGGGGCCUCAAAUGCUGCAGAGCCCAGAGAUCCCUUCCCAUCAAAGAGAAAGACAAACCCACACAGAAACGGAGACACACACCAAAGACAGGGAACCCACUCCAGAAGCAUUGGAGCGCCACAGCCAGAGAGGCUCACCUCUGCUUGUGUCGUCGCCAGCGCCGCCGUCGGGAACCGGUGCCCCUGCGGUGGAGCGCGGUCCGAACCCCGCAGACGGCAGCAUUGUGGGAGCAGCAGCGGAGCUGGACCAGGUGCCAAAGAUCCCCACUCCUUCCCUGGACAGCAGCACCACCUUCUCCUGCAGCUCCGAAAGCACGCGCUCCUCGUUCACUUUGGACACCGAGUCAGAGGCCGGCUACGGGGAGCCCGGCCCCCCGGUUCCGCCCGUGCCCCCGCGGUCCGGCCCGAAGGCGCAGAGGAGGGAGAGGAAGAAGCGGAGCAGGUGCGGGAAAUGCGAGCCGUGUCUGAGGAAGAUUAACUGUGGCCAGUGCAGCUGUUGCCUCAACCGCAGGACUGGCCACCAGAUCUGCAAGUUGAGGAAGUGCACAGAACUGAAGAGGAGAAGCCCUUCAUCUCCACUCACUAUCUCUGCUGCACAGGUGCUUCCGGAAAGUGGGUCGGUAAAUGGCAAAGGCAAGGCACAGAUGGAUGACACCCACAUGGCAGCAGAGGAGGAUGAGGGGGAAGAAGGCCACAUACCUCAACAACCCCCCCCCCCCAUCACCCACAACCUGGCCUUGGACCAAACCGGACGGCCAGCACUUAAAAACCAGCCCCGGCUUGAGCUGACAAGUGCUGCACUUCCCCAACAUCUAUGCUCUUCUGUAACUUUAAAAAAUGGAUAUGCUGAGGACUUGACAAAACAUAAUGGUGCUAACAUGACCACUGAGUCACACUCUGAGCUAAAGUCUGCGCUUAAAAGAACUAUGAUGGCGUCAGAGCAUCAUAGGUCUGUUGUAGCUCCGAUCCCUAAAGAGGACAUACUCAAGACGCCUCCAGUGGACGUGUCGGUUCCGCUGAAGAAGAUCAAACUGGAGGAUCCGUGGAUGUGGCUCGGCGAGCCAGCCACCGCCCAGCUGAGUGACGAGGAGGAGGUCUGCGAGGACCCGCUGUCCACACUGGCGGCCGUGGUGUGUCUGUCUGUCACAGAGAGGAAGGGACUGGAGCAGAAGCUGUUUGGCUCACGUUCCAUUUUUUGCACCAUCAAAACAGAGCCCCCGGAUUUGCACAAAGUCAUCAAAAAGGAGCCAGAGGACUUCACAGAUGACGUGUGCCAUAAAAGCACUCCUGUUUGCAUACAAAGGACCCCCCAACUCAUCAAAAGUGAGCCUCCUCCCGAUGCCUUGCUACCAAGUGUGCAGUUUUUGGCAGAGAGGAGGAAUCUUAGUUUUGAUCAGGCUAUUGCAAUUGAGGCCUUGACUCAACUGGCAGCUGUACCUCAAAGCACCCCCGGGUCCACUGAAGCUGAAAGUAAGAGUCAACGUGUGUCAAAAUCUGCAUUUUCCACCUCAGAUGCAACGCAGCAAGAGGCUGUCCGCUACAACAAAGUUUCUGUCAUCAGCUCACCACUCCACCAGACGUCCGUCAUAUGCCCUCCUGUGGCCAGGCAGGGGCAUGUCAUACAGUGCUCCCAGGGAUUAGGCUUCAACACAAAGCUGUCCCAGCAGAACCUCCUAGAACCCAGGUCAGACAGAGCACCUUGGAGAGGAACGGAGCGAGCCAUUGGUUCGCAUGUCAUCAAGUCUGAGUGCAGCCAUCAGGACGCUCGAGACAAGAAGUUCCACAAAGAGCACGAGUGCGUGGAGGACAGAGGUAGAGUGGUCGGCAAAGAGAGGCGAAACAGAGACGAGGAGGAAGUGGCGGCUCAGCUGGCGGACCUGGCCUUCAUCAUCCAGUCCCGACACAACCAGCAGUCGGAGAACAACCCUCCCAAAGGAACACCCGUGUCGGCCAUUAAAUACAACUACAGCUCCCAGCUAACGCCCAGUCAGAAAAAUACCCUAAUAAAGAAAUCCAAGACAACCCCCUCCAAGCCCAGGAAGAAGAAGAUCAACGAUGGAGGGCAAGAGAAACCGAGUCCGAGGACCCCUCUCUCGAAACGCAUGCCGAAUGGAGAGAAGCCCUACAGGAGUAGAGGCCAGAAGAAUGUCUCACAAGGCAAGUCAGCACCUCAGCAUAAGAGGAACCUGUUCCUUCCUCAGGCCCAAAUUGACUUGAAGAGAUACUUAGCUGAAGCCCAGGAGGAACGGAGGCAACUCAUCUGUCACAGUAAUGCACAAAACGGUGCUAUGGCCAAGAUCAGCCUCCCUUUAGGUCACGACAACCAGUCUACAUCCCUUUCAAACGGUCUGCUCCAUUAUCCAUUUAACAGUCAUGCUGCAGGACCAGCUCAUUUGUUAUCUCAGGUAAUUCAGCCCCUUGCAGGGCUGCAGCACAGCGCUGAUCACACUACCAGCCCGGCCGAUGCCCCCCUCUCCAGCGAGGCCACUGGGCCCCACGGUCUGACCAACGGCUUCUCCCAGGCUCGACAGUCCCCCCCGCCCAGCCAGCAGAGCUACUACAAACUGGAGAGGUCGGGGCCUGUCACUGUCCUGUCCACGGACGCAGAGAGGACCCACUCCGCAGAAUCAACCCCAUCCAAAAACAGCAUCAACAACUUUCUGGAAUCUCCCAUGAGUUUUCUGGAUACGCCAGUCAAGAACAUACUCAACACACCUUCCAAAAAACUAGCCGAUUUUCCAUCCUGUCAGUGCGUGGACCAAAUCGUUGAAAAGGAGGAAGGCCCCUACUACACCCACCUUGGGGCGGGUCCUAGUGUCGCCGCAGUGAGGGAGAUGAUGGAGAUCAGAUAUGGUGCCAAAGGAAAUGCAGUCAGGGUGGAGGUUGUUGUUUACACCGGGAAGGAAGGAAGGAGCUCCCAGGGAUGCCCUAUAGCUAAAUGGGUGAUCCGACGUGGCAGUGAGGAGGAAAAGCUGCUGUGUCUGGUGCGCCAGAGGCCAGGGCACCGCUGUGACACAGCUGUGCUGGUGAUCCUCAUCCUGGUGUGGGAGGGGAUCCCUCGCUCAAUGGCGGACCACCUCUACCAGGACCUGACUCAGACCCUCUUCAAGUACGGCUCCCCCACCAGUCGUCGCUGUGCCCUGAAUGAAGAUCGUACAUGUGCGUGCCAGGGGCUGGACCCAGACACCUGCGGCGCUUCCUUUUCCUUCGGCUGCUCCUGGAGUAUGUACUUUAAUGGCUGUAAGUUUGCACGCAGCAAAGUGCCCCGCAAAUUUCGCCUGCUUGGAGACUACAAAGAGGAGGAAGAGAAGGUAGAGAACAACCUCCAGAAUCUUGCCAGUGACCUCGCGCCGCUUUACAAGAAACUCGCUCCUGAGGCUUUUCAAAACCAGGUGGAAUGUGAGCAGACGGGACAAGACUGUCGGCUGGGCAGGAGGGAGGGUCGUCCUUUUUCUGGAGUCACAGCUUGUGUGGAUUUCUGUGCUCACGCGCACAAGGACACGCAGAACAUGAAUAACGGGAGCACUGUGGUUUGCACUCUCACUAAGGAAGAUAACCGCGCGGUGCGCAACAUACCAGAAGACGAGCAGCUCCAUGUCCUGCCGCUUUACAAGAUCUCAGACAGGGAUGAGUUUGGUCAGGUCGAAGGCCAGUGGGCCAAAAUCCAAACUGGUGCUUUGCAAGUUCUGUCUUCCUUUCCCCGCGAGGUACGUUUACUGGCUGAGCCGGUAAAAUCAGCUCGGAAAGUAAGGCAAGAAGCUCGUCAGAAGGCUCAGGCAGAGAAACUGGAGAAGAAGCUCGGACUGACUCCUCUCACACCUGGAAAAGUAAAGAGCGAAACCCCGCAUAAAGAGCCUCAAGGUUACUACAGCUCAUACAAACUACCCCCCAGACCUGCCAGCGUUGGAAGGUAUUUACCAGAGAGGAAUCAGUCCACCGGCAGUCAUCCUGUUCAUGGGGCAGGGAUCGCCCCGCAGGGGGUGGUGCUCUCUCCCAACCAGCAUGGCCUCCCUGGCCUCCAGUUUGGACAGAACAGCUCAGCUCUCAGUUACAAGACAAUGAGUGACGCCGUUAAUGGUUAUUCCCCAGCAUCUGGUGACCACAGUGCUCAGUCAGAACGUAUACCUCCGCACAAUACCUUCGGUGACUAUCCCUGUACUUUUAAAACUGAGCCCAACAAGGUGCACUGCUCUCCUCUGCGCCGACCCUCCCCCAGUGGGAGUGCCCCUCCUCCCUCCUCUUUCUCUCCUAGACCUACCUCUGAGGGCCUUUUCAGCAGGCUCAAUGGACUCCACAGGCCAGAAGGAGAUGGUGCAACAGAGGUCAGGGGUCACGGCCUCCCUCCGCUCUCAACUCUUCCGCUUAAUCUGCAGACUACACUCAUUGAACCAGAAGAGGUGAAGCAGGAAGAGGUGUGGUCAGACAGCGAGCACAAUUUCCUGGACAAUGACAUAGGCGGAGUCGCCGUGGCGCCGUCACACGGCUCCAUCCUGAUAGAGUGCGCGCGGCGAGAGCUCCACGCCACCACCCCUAUCCUCAAGCCAAACCGCAGCCACCCCACCCGCAUCUCCCUGGUCUUCUACCAGCACAAGUCUCUGAACGAGCCAGGCCACGGCAUGGCUAUGUGGGAUGCCAAAAUGGCCAAGCGGGAGCGGGACAGGGAGGAGGAGGCUGAGAGGUUAAAGAUGGGGGACAGCCCGGGGAGCAACGGGAAAGGAGCUGGAGGCGGGGGGCUGGAGGAGGAGGGGGAGGAGGCAGAGGAGACGAGGAGGAUGAUGAAUGUUCCCACACGGCAAGCGUGGACUCUCCCGAGAGACGGAGUAAUGACCGUGUCCCCUUAUGCACUUACGCAAGUGACAGGUCCCUACAACCGCUGGACUUAGUCGACAUGUUUUACACACACAACAGACACACAGAAAUAACUCCCAACAUCCAGUGCUUCUGCCUUACCUCAAUCAACUUCAAACUGCUACUCUCAUUUUUACGUUUCUAAUAUCUGUCUGUUCACUUUGCCCUUCUUCGUCUCCGCCUUCAAAAGGAGGAGGAAGACUGAAGUUUGACGGCUUUUUAACUGUGAGUCUCGGUGUCGGUUUUUAAUGUAGAGAGAUGGUGCUUUGAAGCAUUUUAAAGAUGUUUUAAAACUGGUUUUAUACACACGAUUAAGAACAAAAAAAGAUGUGAUUAUUUAUUCUGAUCAUAACGAUUUCUAUUUAAUUCCUGGUGUAAGCCUGUUUACUGCAAGAUUUCUAUUAUAACCUGCAUUAAGUGCUCAGAAUUUCUGUUUCAUAAUAGGACUCUAUGCUCUUUAGUUCAGACAGUAAUUCUCUCUUCAUAAGCUGAAUCUCAUUGGCUUUUGCAUCGGUGCCGUUCUCACUGUAACCUUUGUUAAACAAACGCAUAGCAUCACAUAGGUUAGAGAAUAUUGUGCGUAUAUUUACUACAGAUUGUCACAUGUAGCAUCAUUCUUUUCCUUCCCCUGCCUCUUUUGGCAGAUCAUGAAACAAAUGUACUUUGUUUUCUUUUUUUUUUUUUUUUUCAUCUGGAUGGUUUGUCUUUAUUCACAGAUAUAUAUGGUAUAUUAAGAAGCACUUUUUUUAUUUUCCUAAACUUAACUUGAAUAGGGUCCCGUUCUAUAAGCCUGAAGAUGUAUGUACAGACAGAGACAUAUGACAGUUUAUCAUAAACCCUGUUUUAUUUUUACAUUUCUGCAUUAGUUUGAAAUCCAAGGAAAUUCUGCAUAAUGAGGAAUCAUGAAAUGCUGCAACGUUGUGGUGCUUAUUCUCAUUAUUGGCACUUAGCUUCUGCUCACCUUCUGAAAAAGGAAUUUAAAAGUCUCUAAUAAUGCACAAGUGUAAUUAUGGGAUUUUAAAACCUUACUGUAAACCUUUAUGGUGCUAACGAGACCUGUAUGUGUGUCAUCUACAUCAACAGACAGUUUUUAUGUCCAUACAUAAGAAUUCAAUUCAAAACUCUGUUAGCCAAUGCUAAAUAGUUUUUUUAUUUUGCCUUCUAUACAUUUGUUGGUAAAACUCUCAAACACACUGAUAAUUACCUAAGGUUAUUUAAGGUGCUUGACCCUGGUGAAAACUUUGUUUACAAAUGGCUUUUUACAGGGUUGCAGUCAGGGUGUUGUUGUCAACUCCUGAUGAAUCAGGAUUUUAUUCAAUUAUUUUACCCUUUAAAUAGCUCUUUAUUGUAAGAACUCAUUCAUGAAUUUUUGCUAAUGUUCACACUAAGACUUGUGGUCUAACCUUUCCUAAAAGAAACAUACUUUGACUUCUUUUGGUGCUAAUCUGACAAGUUGUCGAGGUAAGUGCACACUUAACGUAGAUGUUUCCUGAACAGUGAUGACAUGGUGCUUUUUAAAACUCAACACAUACUGAUCUGUUUAAUGAUUGAAUAGACAGAUGGUUUUAUCAUUUCUCUGGAUUAUGGCUGUCUGACAGCAGACUAAGCUGCAUUAGUAUCUCACCGUCACCCAUUUUGUGUUUCAAGUGUUUGUAAAACAAUAAAAGCAGCGAAUUGUCCAGACCAGAUCCUUGUAGACUUCAAGUGUCUUCCACAGUUAACCCAGCUUCCUGGCAGUUCUCAAAAAUCACAACAGACAAAGAAUAUAAUGAAUGUACAACGCAUUUGACACCUCAUGACAAAGUUUUAGUUGUGCAUGUUUGUGUUGAUUUACUGUGGGGGACAUUCUCGGUCCAAACUGAAAGUCAAUGAGGAGCUAACACCAACACCAGCAUUCAAAAAUUUGAAGACAAAAAUUUUGUAAAUAUGUAUGUGAACCGCAUUGUUUUUACUGUACUGUUAAUGGUGUUUAGACAAUGGAUGAUCUUGCUUAUUUUGAAACUGAAUUACUGUACGUUGCUAAGUAUAUCCAUUUUAGACUUGAAAAGAGACUAAAUUUAGCAUUCCUUUCAUGGAUGGCUGAUCUCUUUCAGGAUUGUGAAAUAAAAUCAUAUUUAUAUUUUGGACCUGA
This is a messenger RNA of Betta splendens (Siamese fighting fish), 8673 nucleotides long. RefSeq names its product tet methylcytosine dioxygenase 1 (gene tet1). Gene Ontology annotation, molecular function: zinc ion binding; DNA binding; DNA 5-methylcytosine dioxygenase activity. The transcript has 12 exons. The coding region runs from base 302 to 6577 and encodes 2091 amino acids. The record is from RefSeq and is a predicted model, not a curated record. NCBI's taxonomy places the organism in Eukaryota, Metazoa, Chordata, Actinopteri, Anabantiformes, Osphronemidae. Gene Ontology annotation, biological process: positive regulation of transcription by RNA polymerase II; oxidative demethylation. Gene Ontology annotation, cellular component: nucleus.